CCUUAAAUGCACCUGCAGCAUACACAACUAACCACAUACUCUUUCACCUGCUCAUAUUUACUUCUCUCUCUGUGUGUCCAUUACCCCUUUAUAAUAUGCAGCUAACUCCUUUCUUUUGUCACUAAACAUCACUGAACUCUUAUUAGCUCUCUCUCUCUGUUUAUUCACUCUGCUUUUUUAGCUCUUGGGAAGCAAAACAAAGAUGGGGAAGGAGGGAAGCAAGCAAAACUCUUUAAUUUUGUGGGCUGUUGCUGCUGCAUUGCUCACACAUAAUUUGGUCAUUCCUGUCAUGUCUAGAGCUUCUUUUGAAGAACAAAAGACAUAUCACUCUCCUGAUCCUAAUACCGGAACUCCUCCAAGUUCAGGAUCAUAUACACCUCCAUCUCAUGGUUCAGGAGGUGGUGGUCAUGGAACACCUUCGCAUGGAAGCGGAGGAAAACCACCAGGUGGGAACUGUGGUACCCCGGCCCCUAGUGGAGGGCAUCACCAUCACCAUCACCAUAACCCUACCCCAUCCCCUCCGUCAGGAGGCCAUGGAGGUGGUGGUUAUUCUCCGUCUCCACCAACUCAUCAUGGUGGAGGCGGAAGCCCUCCUAGUAAUCCAACACCUAGUACACCAACUACCCCAACUCCUGACCCCGGCACUCCAAGCACUCCAGGGGGUGGUGGAUAUUAUCCUUCCCCGACUCCUACUACUCCUACACCUAGUACCCCUAGUACACCAUCAAUCCCCUCCACACCUCCUAUUGAAACACCGCCUACUCCUACCGUUGACCCUGGAACUCCAAGCACACCGGGGGGUGGUGGUUACUAUCCUCCAUCUACACCGACACCUACUACGCCCUCUACACCUAUCAUUGAAACACCACCUACUCCUACUGUUGACCCUGGAACUCCAAGCACUCCGGGAGGUGGUGGUUACUAUCCUCCAUCUACACCGACACCUACCAUUGAAACACCACCUACUCCAACCAUCGACCCUGGCACUCCAAGCACUCCGGGUGGUGGUGGUUACUAUCCUUCCCCUACACCUACUACUCCCUCCACGCCUACCAUUGAAACACCACCUACUCCUAUCAUUGACCCCGGAACUCCAAGUGCUCCAGGUGUCUUUCCAAUUGACCCCAACUCACCACCUUUUACAUGCAAUUACUGGAGGACUCACCCGACGCUUAUAUGGGGCUUGAUUGGCUGGUGGGGAAGUGUAGGCAAUUCAUUUGGUGUGGCUAGUGUUCCAGGUUUUGGGUCAAACAUGAACUUACUCCAAGCACUUUCUAACUCUCGUACCGAUGCCUACGGGGAUCUCUAUAGGGAAGGAACAGCUUCUUUAUUGAACUCCAUGGUGAGCAGGAGUUUUACCUACACUACCAACCAAGUCAGGGAUAGAUUUGUUUCAGCACUUAGUUCAGACAAGUCAGCAGCAGCGCAGGCACAGCUGUUCAAGUUAGCCAACGAGGGUCGGGCUUGAGCAGAAUUCGUGAUCUCUUUUCAAAAUCGUCACUUUCAGUUUCUUGCUAUGUCUAGUUUCAUAGUGUAUGUUUAUCAUGUGUGUUUACUUAAGAUUGAAUACUAGUAAUGUUUAUUUUUCCUCUGUGCUUUUAUAUGUUACAAUAUUAAGAGGCUAGGACUUUGUUGAUGUAGGCUAUGGGUGAAUGCCACGUUCCGAUUUCAGAAACUCUGUUUUCUAUGUUAUCAUAUUGAACUUAAGAUGAAGAGUUACAUAUUAUUGUA
Messenger RNA from Solanum dulcamara, 1731 nucleotides. RefSeq names its product protodermal factor 1-like. The transcript has 3 exons. The record is from RefSeq and is a predicted model, not a curated record. Lineage: Eukaryota; Viridiplantae; Streptophyta; Magnoliopsida; Solanales; Solanaceae. Bases 203 to 1468 code for a protein of 421 amino acids.